CUAAUUUUCGGUGGACUCCCGUGAAAGACGGUCGCUGCUUUUAAUAUCUACGGUUGACGUUUUAGCCAGUUUACGACCUCCCUGCACGAACCCGCCGAGUCAGCUAUGUUGUAAUCUGUGAACAUAGAUUGAUCUGUAAAUACUAUCUGGAUAUGGCGAGAAUCGGUCUACUAUCCUGCAUAUUCUACAUUCUUCUGCCGCGGAUCAUUUGCCAGGUGGCAGUGCAUGACUGGGGCGUGCUGUAUAACUUUGACGGCCAGACAGGUCUCGUCCGCUGCGGCUUCCCCUCCAACACUCGGGGCGAAGACUAUUACAAGGAGGGGGGCAACACGAUCUGGAUCAACGAGGAGUUCCCCCUGGUGACGGGCAACCUCCUGCAGGUGCAGUACUACAUCCACGAUACCAUGACCUCCGACUACACCGGCACCAUCUUCAUCCUGGAGAAAGUGGGCACCACACUGCACACACUGCAGUUCAAACAGCACAUCACCUUUAGCCGAGACCAAGGGGUACACUUGGUAAACAUAACGGGACAGCCAGGUGUAAAGGCAGGGUGGUUGCUAGGCUGGAGGUUUCUGGAGAGUGUUGGACCCAUCAGCUACAACGUGUCCAGUGAGGAGCAGAAGGGAACGCGAGUUUUUCAGAUUCCUUUCGGCACUCAGUUCGUAGUGGGCCAAAACUAUACCAUCACGUCCUUUAUCAAAACCUACUAUUUCAAAAUCGAAGCUAUCAUCGGUGUCAGUUUGGUAGGUGCAACUGGGCAUACAGGACUACAAGGCGUAGCAGGAAUGACUGGUCAAACUGGAAUACCAGGUCAGACAGGUCUUGCAGGGGCACUUGGCAUCACAGGGCUUUCUGGUACUAAUGGGCAAGAUGGACUUCCUGGAAUAACUGGAACGUCAGGACGGACCGGUGUGGCUGGGGCAGCUGGUGUGACGGGGAUAGCCGGACAAACUGGCGCAGCUGGUUCUCAUGGUCUGCCUGGGAUUCUGGACAGACUGGGAGUGUGGGGAGUCCUGGAAUUACAGGUCAAUCUGGGGCGGCAGGGGCAGCUGGAGCAGCAGGAAUAACUGGCAUCAGUGGACUAACUGGCGUAAC
Messenger RNA from Gigantopelta aegis, 1098 nucleotides. RefSeq lists its product as uncharacterized. NCBI's taxonomy places the organism in Eukaryota, Metazoa, Mollusca, Gastropoda, Neomphalida, Peltospiridae. The transcript has 5 exons. Bases 153 to 1070 code for a protein of 305 amino acids. The record is from RefSeq and is a predicted model, not a curated record.